Messenger RNA from Passer domesticus (house sparrow), 2000 nucleotides. RefSeq names its product protein phosphatase 2 scaffold subunit Aalpha (gene PPP2R1A). The transcript has 15 exons. Gene Ontology annotation, biological process: protein dephosphorylation; chromosome segregation. The record is from RefSeq and is a predicted model, not a curated record. Gene Ontology annotation, cellular component: cytoplasm; protein phosphatase type 2A complex. Bases 84 to 1853 code for a protein of 589 amino acids. Gene Ontology annotation, molecular function: protein binding; protein phosphatase regulator activity. NCBI's taxonomy places the organism in Eukaryota, Metazoa, Chordata, Aves, Passeriformes, Passeridae.
AAUCAGCGCGGCGGAAGCCCUGCAGGAGCGGAGCGGGCGGCCCCGUGCGGCCCCUCAGAGCCGGGGCGGCGGCGGCGGCGAAGAUGGCGGCGGCGGACGGCGACGAUUCGCUUUACCCCAUCGCGGUGCUCAUCGACGAGCUCCGCAACGAGGACGUGCAGCUACGCCUCAACAGCAUCAAGAAGCUCUCAACCAUCGCGCUGGCGCUGGGCGUGGAGCGAACCCGCAGCGAGCUCCUCCCUUUCCUCACCGACACCAUCUACGAUGAGGACGAGGUGCUGCUGGCCCUGGCGGAGCAGCUGGGCACCUUCACCGCCCUCGUGGGGGGACCCGAGUUCGUGCACUGCCUGCUGCCGCCGCUGGAGAGCCUGGCCACGGUGGAGGAGACGGUGGUGCGGGACAAGGCGGUGGAGUCGCUGCGGGCCGUGUCCCACGAGCACUCCCCGCCGGACCUCGAGGGUCACUUCGUGCCGCUGGUCAAGCGGCUGGCCGGAGGAGAUUGGUUCACGUCGCGCACCUCGGCCUGCGGCCUCUUCAGCGUCUGCUACCCGCGAGUGUCCAGCCCGGUCAAGGCCGAGCUGCGCCAGUACUUCCGGAACCUGUGCUCGGACGACACGCCCAUGGUGCGGCGCGCGGCCGCCUCCAAGCUGGGCGAGUUCGCCAAGGUGCUGGAGCUGGAGCACGUCAAGAGCGAGAUCAUCCCCAUGUUCUCCAACCUGGCCUCCGACGAGCAGGACUCGGUGCGGCUGCUGGCGGUGGAGGCGUGCGUGAGCAUCGCGCAGCUGCUGCCGCAGGAGGAGCUCGAGGGGCUGGUGAUGCCCACGCUGCGCCAGGCGGCCGAGGACAAGUCCUGGCGCGUGCGCUACAUGGUGGCCGACAAGUUCACCGAGCUGCAGCGCGCCGUGGGCCCCGAGAUCACCAAGACCGACCUGGUGGGCGCCUUCCAGAGCCUCAUGAAGGACUGCGAGGCCGAGGUGCGCGCGGCCGCCUCGCACAAGGUCAAAGAGUUCUGUGAGAACCUGUCCCCCGACUGCCGCGAGGCCGUGAUCAUGGGCCAGAUCCUGCCCUGCAUCAAGGAGCUGGUGUCCGACGCCAACCAGCACGUGAAGUCGGCGCUGGCCUCGGUGAUCAUGGGGCUGUCCCCCAUCCUGGGCAAGGACAACACGGUGGAGCACCUGCUGCCCCUGUUCCUGGCACAGCUCAAGGACGAGUGCCCCGAGGUGCGGCUGAACAUCAUCUCCAACCUGGACUGCGUGAACGAGGUGAUCGGCAUCCGGCAGCUCUCGCAGUCGCUGCUGCCCGCCAUCGUGGAGCUGGCCGAGGACGCCAAGUGGAGAGUGCGGCUGGCCAUCAUCGAGUACAUGCCGCUGCUGGCCGGCCAGCUGGGCGUGGAGUUCUUCGAUGAGAAGCUGAACUCGCUCUGCAUGGCCUGGCUGGUGGAUCACGUGUACGCCAUCCGCGAGGCCGCCACCAGCAACCUGCGCAAGCUGGUGGAGCGCUUCGGGCACACCUGGGCGCAGGGCACCAUCGUGCCCAAGGUGCUGGCCAUGGCCGCCGACCCCAACUACCUGCACCGCAUGACCACGCUCUUCUGCAUCAACGUGUUAUCCGAGGUGUGUGGCCAGGAGGUGACCACCACGCAGAUGCUGCCCACCGUGCUGCGCAUGGCCGCCGACGCCGUGGCCAACGUUCGCUUCAACGUGGCCAAGUCCCUGCAGCGCAUCGGGCCCAUCCUGGACAGCGGCACGCUGCAGACCGAGGUGAAGCCGGUGCUGGAGAAGCUGACGCAGGACCAGGACGUCGACGUCAAAUACUUCGCUCAGGAGGCGCUGACAGUGCUGGCGCUGGCCUGACCCCCCCGGGACCCCUCCCCCCGCAUGUGACCGGCGCUGCGACCGCCCCUCCCCCCACGCCCCUCCCCCACCCCGCUCUGUUCGUUAACUCCUCCAUUAAUUAAUUAAUUAACGAGGUUUUCGCCGUUAAUAAAAGCCACAACGAGG